AUGAUUGACAAAGACUCCAAGUAUUUUUCCUUGAGCGGCGAUAUCCCAGUUGGCGGACCAAGCACUUGGCAUAUUAUCGACUGGGACCAGAGACGAGUUGUUUCAGUAACAAUGGACGGCGAGCAGGACGAUGAGAGCCUCGCCAUUGAACAUUUCAGUCGCCAUAGUGAUCGACUAUCACUCGAUAUUCACAGAUUAUACGUAUCGCCUAACGGUGAGAUCAUCUCAACUUAUACGGAUUCCAAAAACGAUCCCACCUGCUGUGUACACUAUCCAUCCCUUCCCGAUGCCUGCCUCCCAGAAGGAGUUCGGACUGUUCGGCGGGACAAGCUUGAGGAACUCGAGAGGCUUGGCCCUGACGCGGACCUUGUUGAAUACUCGCCAUGCAUAGAAGGAUCUGCUAAAAAGGUCGUCUUUAAGUACUAUUUCUUGUGGCAGUAUGCGCAGAUGUCUUGGAAGGAGAUGAACCUAUGGAUGCGUCUCCCACGCCACCCAAAUAUUGUCCCCUUUGACCGAGUGGUCGUUGACGAGUUUGAAGGUCGCGUAGUCGGAUUCACCAGCAACUACGUGCCUGGCCGCAAUCUGGAAGAGAACAAGUCACGCGUUUUCAAACUCGAGUGGCUACAGCAGCUUAUCGAGGUCGUAGACAUCUUGAACCUUGAACAUGGCGUCGCACAUCAAGAUAUCGCUCCAAGAAAUCUCCUGAUUGAUGAACCGAAAGACUCUAUCAUGCUAUUUGAUUUCAACUUCGCAGCUCGCAUCAACUGCACCUCACCAGGCGAGGGUGACAGCUACGUCGAGGACCGGAACGAUGUCAAGGGUGUCAUAUUCACCACCUAUGAGAUUAUUACUCAGGAUGAUAGUCUCAGGAGUAUGCCCCACGAAGAUCAGAACCUCGAAAACCUUAGUUCAGAGUGGAAGAAGCAUCCGGAGGUAAAGUUAGACCAUCCAGUCGAAUCAUAUCAACUUCUUUUGAAGGAAUGGCGGGAACGACGGGAAGCAGGCUCUCAUUCAGGCAACGUUCCAAGGCCCAUUGAGUGGCCGGCAAUGCCCAAGCCACCGCAGAAGACCAUUUUCUUAAAAACUGUGCAAGGGCAGACAACCUCCGUCACAGCGGACAGUUGGUAUGAGAAGCGGCAGGAUAUCCGGGAUAGAGGCGGUAAGGUCCUUAACUGGGAACGACCACCGCAGAGGCUGAUAGACAACGGCUUUCGGGUGCUCUCUACCGGCGAGAUAAUCAACUACUAA
Messenger RNA from Fusarium mangiferae, 1248 nucleotides. RefSeq lists its product as uncharacterized. Gene Ontology annotation, molecular function: ATP binding; protein kinase activity. Lineage: Eukaryota; Fungi; Ascomycota; Sordariomycetes; Hypocreales; Nectriaceae. Gene Ontology annotation, biological process: protein phosphorylation. The coding region runs from base 1 to 1248 and encodes 415 amino acids. The record is from RefSeq and is a predicted model, not a curated record. The transcript is spliced from 2 exons.